UGUUGCUAUUGACGACAGCUGUGUUUAGUGUUAACAGGCUAGCGCUAGGUUAGCUUGUUACAUUUAUAAGUCGAGAAGUUCGCUAGAAGUUUAAAACACAAUCAAAAAGCUCAGACAUGUUCACUCCAGACGAGGAGCCCGAGAAGCUAACCGCGGACUCCACGUCCAGCGCUGAAUCAGAGGCUUUCGUUGACCGUGAAGCGCCGGCGGAGCUGCCGGAGUCUGUCCCCGCUUCAGCGCCUUCAGCAACCGGAGACGAGCUCGACGAGCCAGCGGAGCUCCGCCGAGAACCGGUCCUUUCACACUUAAUUGUGGACAGGUAUGAGGGCGAGAGGUGUGGAGAACUUUUCCAUGGAGAAGGUGCCGCUGACUUUCAGGGCGGUCAUGUGUACAAGGGACGUUUUGCUAAUGGUUUGAUGCAUGGACAUGGAGAAUACACAUGGGCAGAUGGUGUGAAGUAUGAGGGGGAAUUUGUAUUAAAUGCACCAGUGGGGCAUGGAAUCUACACCUGGCUAGAUGGUAGCAUCUAUGAGGGAGAGGUGUGGUAUGGUAUCCGUCAUGGAUUUGGAACUUAUCACUGUGCCAAAACCUCUUCUGUGUACAGAGGCCAGUGGCACCAAGGAAAAAGACAUGGGAAGGGCAUAAUAUGUUAUAAUCGAGAACGCACAUCCUGGUAUGAAGGAGACUGGAAAAAUAACUGUAGAGAAGGCUGGGGAGUCCGCUGUUAUCCAUCAGGAAACAUAUAUCAGGGGCAGUGGAAGAAUGAUGCUCGGCAUGGGGAAGGAACAAUGAGAUGGAUUCAACUGAAUCAGCAGUACAGUGGGCAAUGGGUUGCUGGUGUUCAGCAUGGACAAGGGACACAUACCUGGGUCCUGAGGCGAGGUCUUGGCUCUCAGUACCCCCGCAGUAAUGAGUAUAAAGGAGAAUUUGUUCAGGGCAUGCGUCAUGGACAGGGAACAUUUUUAUAUGCAAGUGGAGCAACGUAUUCUGGGGGCUGGCAGCACAAAAAACAUGGCCAGGGUAAGGUCACUUUCAAAAAUGGUCGCAUAUUUGAGGGGGAAUUCAUUGAGGAUCGAAUGGCUGAAUUCCCAGAAUUCUCUAUUGACGGCACAAAGACACCUGACUUGAGUGGGAUUAGAACAAACUCACCCCCUCCUGAUGAAAUCUUACCCAGGCGAGCCAGGAAGUCAGGUGGUACUGCUGCAGUUCUCAGCACGGACAUUGUCUUGAACAUAGAGACACUACUAAAGCGAAUCCCUGAAGCACAAAGAUAUCAAGAGCUCAGACAGGUUGAAUUUGCCAUAAUCAGACACAUUGCUUUGCUAAGAGCAAUAUAUCGGUUCUACGGCAGCCUUGGACAUGAUGUCUCUCCAGACAACACUUUCCUGCUGACUCACUUACAGUUCUGGCGUUUUCUCAAGGAUUGUGGUGUUCACUUGCAUGGAUUAACACUAGCACAGAUAGACCGCCUCAGAGAAGAUGAUGUCCUCUCAGAAGAUGUUGAUUCACCUUUCAGUACAGUGUUACUGAUAAAGUUUCUUAGUGAUAUUGUCGUUGCAGCGUACCAUAUUUUCUACAAAGACAUUGGAACUUCUAGGAAUGUACUUGCAGAGUGCUUCUCCAAGCUCAUGAGAGAAAACAUCUUUCCCAAUGCCAAGAAUGUUAAAGGGCCUCUUUUCUGCCACCCUCUCAAAGCUGUUGCUGGUAGGAAAUAUAUAGGACGAUGCUGGGAGAUCUACCAGGCCUUCUGUACAACAGCUAACUCUGCUGCUCUCUCUGACCAAACCAUGACCGCCAGACACUUCAUCUGGAUGUUUAAGAACCUUGGUCUCUUUGACAGUGAGCUGACCACAGCCCGAGUACUGGAGAUCCUGUCAUUGGGGAACCCUGCCAUCUACAGCCCUACUCACAGCAACCUGGAUUUAGAGAUAAAUUUCCUGGAAUUCUUUGAGGCUCUUGUUUAUUGUGCUGAGGUGAAGACGAUACACAAAGUCAGAACCACUGAGCAUGGCCAUUCUGAGCAGGUUUGUCAGAAUGAGACUGUAAUAGAAUCAAGAGGAGACAUAACAGACAGCCCCCUUCUUAGCCAGCAGGCUUCACCACAGUCUGUGAAGUCCUCAACCAUCAUUAUUUCCCCUGGUCCUAGUAGUCCAAAAUCCCCAGAUGGUGGUGAUGGUCUUUUACGUCAAGCUCCAGAAUCUAAGCUGACUGUGUCAAACACACCUGGGGUUAAAACAGAAGAAGCUACACACUCUGAGCCAGUCAAAGAAACAAAAGUGACCACAGCAUCCUAUAUUAACCCAGGGGCUGCAGAUGAAGCUGAAAGGGAACUACAAUGCUGGCUCCAGAAGAUCCACUGUUUCUUCACAGAGGUUUUAUUCCCUGCAUUUGAGCACAACCUUAUGAUUAAAAAGGAGGUGCAGGAGGAGCGCACAAGACAGACUGAAAAGAACAGAAUCGCUUUGGAAAAGGCCAAAGAGAAAGCCAGGCUCAGAGAGCAGCAGGAAGCAGAAGAGGAAAGACUCCAAAUCGAAGAAGAGGAGGAGACUGAAAACAUCCCAGACAAUAAUAUGAACCCCUCACCCCCUGUUCUUGUAACCCCUGUGGCCUCCUCCAACUCUGAGAGUCUGAAACGAUCUCCCACCAGUGCGAAAAGGACCAAAAAGAAGUAGAAAACUAGAUUGUUUAAUAUAGCAUGUUUUUAUUUGGUUAAGAACUAAGUUCUAAAGAUAUACAAAAUGCUUUAAAGGCAGUAUGUUUUAACAAUAUUUCCAUCGAUAAAAGCAAAAUAAAGAAAAAGAUCAAAUGUUUCUAUA
Messenger RNA from Astyanax mexicanus (Mexican tetra), 2816 nucleotides. It is a transcript of the gene rsph10b, whose product is annotated as radial spoke head 10 homolog B. The transcript has 19 exons. The coding region runs from base 117 to 2672 and encodes 851 amino acids. The record is from RefSeq and is a predicted model, not a curated record. Lineage: Eukaryota; Metazoa; Chordata; Actinopteri; Characiformes; Acestrorhamphidae.